This is a messenger RNA of Tinamus guttatus (white-throated tinamou), 1042 nucleotides long. The record is from RefSeq and is a predicted model, not a curated record. Lineage: Eukaryota; Metazoa; Chordata; Aves; Tinamiformes; Tinamidae.
GCGCAUGGAGCGGCUGUCGUCGCGCGUGGUGCGCGUGCUGGGCUGCAACCCGGGCCCCCUAACGCUGCAGGGCACCAACACCUACCUGGUGGGCACCGGGCCGAGAAGGAUCCUUAUUGACACUGGGGAGCCAGCUGUUCCUGAAUAUAUUGGCUGUUUAAAGCAGGCACUGGCAGAAUUCAACAUCUCAAUUCAAGAAAUUUUAGUGACUCACUGGCAUCCUGAUCAUAGUGGUGGAAUACCUGCUAUCUGCAAAACCAUCCCAAGUGACACCAAAUAUCGCAUCAGUAAACUUCCCCGUGUCCCCCAUCGUGAAGAAGUAAUAGGAGAAGGUGAACAUGAGUAUUCAUAUCUUAAAGACGGAGAUGUCUUACAGACAGAGGGAGCCACACUCAGGGUUUUAUAUACGCCUGGGCACACUGAUGAUCAUAUGUCUUUACAUCUAGAAGAAGAAAAUGCUUUAUUUUCUGGUGACUGUAUUUUAGGAGAAGGAACAACAAUAAUUGAAGACCUUUUUGAGUACAUGAAAACUUUGCAAAGGUUAUUACAAAUGAAACCAGACUUAAUUUAUCCAGGUCAUGGACCAGUGGUACGUGAUGCAAACGCUAGGAUCCAAGGAUACAUUACUCACCGAAAUGCACGUGAACAGCAAAUUCUAAGCGUUUUGCAGAAGAAUGCUGGAAAAUCAUAUACAUCCUCGGAGCUUGUGAAGAUAGUAUACCAGGACAUUCCUGAGAAUUUACUGAAAGCAGCAGAAAAGAAUCUCGUAGUCCAUCUAAAGAAGUUGGAAAAAGAAGGAAAAGUGUCCGAGCCCCCUGCCCCGUGUUGGCGUCGCGUUUAUAGUGCCCGCCUCGCGGCCCGCGUUGGGGCGGUGUGCGCAGCUCCGGGAGCCGCCGAGGGCCGCCCCAGUGCUCCCGUUCAUGCUCUGAGGGCUCCCGCAGGGGCGUCGCAGGAGGCCCGGGCGGCUCAAGAGACUCAGGCCAACUGGUUUGAUUAUGUCGGAUUGUACGGAGGGAACACAGUACACCCGGAGAAAGCCUAG